AUGACCUCCCUCCUUUGGAUCGCCACCAAGCUGGUGCGCUGGAUUCGCUUGAAAAUCUACCAAUAUGAAGUCACCUUCGCCGUCUACAUGCUCACGCCCACCGAGAAGUUCAUCUUCAACACCCUCCUCCUCACCCUUAUCGCCAUGAUCCUCACCGGCAUCUACGUCUACCUCCCAGACCACAUCCGAGCCAUCUACAGCCACCUCUACUACUACUGGGUGGGCGAACGCCCCUUCAUCUCCUCCAACCUCUCCUCCAUCAGCUCCGUAUUCCGCGAAACCGGAACCGACAAUCUCGAGGUCAUGUACGAGACGGCGAAAAACGCCGCCGCCACGGCCACAGAACCCAUCGGAGAGUUGUGA
Aspergillus terreus NIH2624 is the source of this 363-nucleotide messenger RNA. RefSeq names its product serine palmitoyltransferase small subunit family protein. The transcript is spliced from 2 exons. The record is from RefSeq and is a predicted model, not a curated record. Lineage: Eukaryota; Fungi; Ascomycota; Eurotiomycetes; Eurotiales; Aspergillaceae. Bases 1 to 363 code for a protein of 120 amino acids.